Molecule: messenger RNA, 492 nt
Organism: Macrosiphum euphorbiae (potato aphid)
Lineage: Eukaryota; Metazoa; Arthropoda; Insecta; Hemiptera; Aphididae
Source: the annotation of a GenBank genome assembly
AUGCUGGAUAUGAUGAACAAAAUGGCCGAACUCAAGUUCGAAGCGCCGCUGGCGCAGUUCGAGGAGUCGGACGAGUGGACGAAAAUGAUGGACGACGACUCGCCGCUGCAGCAGUCGGCUAAACACAACCUUCACAAUCACCAUCAUCAUCAUCAUCAUCAGGGAAACAGUCAACCGACUCCGGGUGGUGGUGUACGCGACGCGGAUGAGGAGCAACUGGACAACAUGCUGAGCAACAGCAGCAGGGCCCUGGAGCCGGCGAACAAGUCGUCGUGCACGCAGUGUGGAGCAAACAACAACAAUGUCGGUGUGGAGGUGACGACGUCCGACACGGACAAUUUCGGUGAGACAUUCAGCGGGUCUCUGGAAGACCUGGUGCAUACGUUCGACGACAAAAUCACUAGAUGCUUUUGCGAUUACGAGGAGUCCGUGGAGAAAUUAGCGCCGGUUCAGAUCAGGACUCAGGAAGAAAUAAUGAACGAAUGCCAGUGA